AGCCCCGGGUGAUAUAAAAAGGCUAAACAACGCAAGGCAUUCAUUCUCACCCGAGCAAAGCACCGACGAGGGAUCUAUUGUUCCAAAAUUAAAUUAACAACAUGAAGAUCGUCAUAUUACUUUCCAUUUGGAUAGCAGUAGCUGUAGCAGCACCAAAGAGGGCAAAACGAGAGGCCUACGAUCUCCCUGACGGAGCUGACAUCUUAGUAGGCCCAAUUAAGACUUCCUUCACCUGUUUCAACGAUGGCUACUAUGCCGACGUGGACAACAACUGUCAGAUCUUCCACGUUUGCCAUUCAACAGCCAGGGAAGACGGAACCGCCGAAACUCAACAGUGGUCUUUCCUUUGUGGCAACCAGACCCUCUUCAACCAACUGACCCUCACUUGUGCGGACCCAGACGAUGCCAUUCCAUGUCCUGAAGCACCAAGUUUCUAUUUCGUGAACGAUCGAAUCAAUGCUGGAGAUCCUACAUUGUACUUCUUGAAUGAGGAGGAUAUAGAGAGAGCAGAGCCCUUGCUGUACAGGUCCAGGACUGGAGACUUUGGCAACCAAGUUGCUCCACAGAGACAGCCACAGCGUGGAUAAAACUCCUAUAGCUUCAAAGUAACAACUUCUAUAAGAACUGAACCUGGCCUGGACUGUUGGACUUUGUAGAGUGUGUGAAACCUUGUACUCAAAUUGCUCGCAGCAUGCAUUAAUGGUAGAUUUUUGCUUCCUUCAUAAUGCAGAACUUUGUGCCAAACUCUAGGACAUAGGGAGAUACUACAUAAAUAAUCUUCCGAUUUUUUUUUCCAUUAAAUACUCUUCUGAUGUUUUAUUUUUAUUUAUCUACCUCAUCGCUUUUUCUAGAGCUUAAACCUUUAUAUUUUCAAUUUUUCAAAACGUUAAUUUCAAAACGAUUUUUCCUUGUCUAUAGUAAUCUUUCAACAGGUUUUGCUUCCUAAGACACUAUACAUCAAUCACUUCACUUUUGAAUGCUGGUGUUGGCAAUAUUUGGCUUUUUCAUCUUUCAUGGUAACAUUUAUGUUUUGGGGUUGCAAAGGGCAUUAUUAACACAUUUUACUAAUCAAAGCAUGUGCUUUGAAACUAGCAUUUUGUUUCAAGUCUUAAGUAUUAUGUUUCAAGAAUAUGAUUGCAAUGUGCAGGUACUACUAUUUCGUGUUUUUCUAUCGCUCACAAGGUUUCUCGUUACUCAAUCACCUAUUGUAAACUAUGUCAGCCGUGUUGUUGCUGCAAUUCUUUUGGGGGUUUUAGGGAACUUUCGGUUGCAUUAUGAACCUCGUGGGCUUGUACGUUGAGUACCUGUGAUAAAGUUGAUCAUUCUCGUCAACGCACUGUUUUGUUUUUAAUAAAUGUGUUGCACAAGUUUUACAGCUGUUUUCUGAUUAUUGUGUUUUUCUACUUUGACAUCAAACAUAUAACA
This is a messenger RNA of Uloborus diversus, 1425 nucleotides long. RefSeq lists its product as uncharacterized. NCBI's taxonomy places the organism in Eukaryota, Metazoa, Arthropoda, Arachnida, Araneae, Uloboridae. Gene Ontology annotation, molecular function: chitin binding. The record is from RefSeq and is a predicted model, not a curated record. Bases 102 to 587 code for a protein of 161 amino acids. The transcript has 4 exons. Gene Ontology annotation, cellular component: extracellular region.